Molecule: messenger RNA, 360 nt
Organism: Purpureocillium takamizusanense
Lineage: Eukaryota; Fungi; Ascomycota; Sordariomycetes; Hypocreales; Ophiocordycipitaceae
Exons: 1
Coding region: 1-360 (119 amino acids)
Source: RefSeq, a predicted model, not a curated record
AUGGUGAUCGCGCGCGCCACCCUCCAGAACAGCCAGGGCGGUGGGGCCCAGGAGAACGUCCAGGCCGACUUAACUGAUGUCGAGCAUGGCAAGAUCAUGUCGGUCACUAGCGGCGAGAAUGCGGUCGGCGCCAUCGACCAGGCCAUUGAGAAGUCGGGCGCCAAGAGGAUGAAGGUCUUUAUCUUCCCGGACGAACGGGAACUAGUCAAGAGGAUCAAGCUGGAUCUAGACUCGGGCGACAGCAGAUCUGGACCGCGAUUUACGGUCCACCGACGGAGCGGAAUCACCGAGGCCAUGCUGUCCAGCGUCGCGGGCGGCGGCACCAAUGAUGAGGCCAACCAAAAUGCUGAUGAGGACUAG